AUAAUAAAUAAAAACACAACAGUGGCAGGCUCACCAAAAGCUGAAAGAGAAAUCUCAUUCAGGACAAUUGCAUGUCUUUCCUCUUAACAAGUUUUGUCUAGCAUAUACCAAAAAGGUUAUCAUCAUCAACAUGGCCACGGACUUCAAAUCCAUCCCAGUCAUUGACAUUAGUCCGUUAUUAGCCAAAUGUGAUGACCCAAACAUGGGUGAAGACGCCGGUGUAUCGAAAGUUGUUACACAAUUGGAUCAGGCUUGCAGAGAGGCUGGCUUCUUCUAUGUGAAGGGCCAUGGUAUUCCUGAGUCCCUCAUCAAAGAGGUCAAAAAGAUUUCUCACCAGUUCUUUGAUCGUCCGUAUGAAGAAAAACUCAAGAUCAAGCUGACUCCACAAGCUGGUUACAGGGGAUAUCAGAGAAUCGGAGAAAAUAUCACCAAAGGCAUCCCGGAUAUUCAUGAGGCGAUUGAUUGCUAUAGAGAAAUAAAAGAAGGGAUGUAUGGGGCUCUUGGCAAACCCAUGGAAGGGUGUAAUCAGUGGCCCCUUGAUCCUCCUUCCUUUAAAGAACUGAUGGAGGAGUACAUCAACCUCUGCACAGACCUUUCAAGAAAAAUUAUGCGGGGGAUCGCUCUAGCGUUGGGUGGGUCACCAUAUGAAUUUGAGGGUGAAAGAGCAGGAGAUGCUUUUUGGGUGUUUCGUAUUAUUGGUUACCCAGGUGUUGCCAAUGGCCAUGGAAAGCCUGAAAAUGACAUUGGAUGCGGAGCUCAUACUGAUUAUGGUUUGCUGACAUUAGUUAAUCAAGAUGACGGUAUAACAGCACUUCAGGUGAGAAACCAAUCUGGGGAAUGGAUAUCAGCUCCUCCCUUACCUGGUUCAUUUGUCUGCAACAUUGGUGACAUGCUGAAGAUAUAUUCCAAUGGUUUGUACGAGUCAACCCUGCAUCGAGUGAUCAACAAUUCUCCAAAAUAUCGGGUUUGCGUAGCUUACUUUUAUGAGACCAACUAUGAUACAGCAGUGGAGCCUCUGGAAGUUUGUAAACAGCGGUCUGGGGGAACUGGAAAGUUUGACAGAGCUGUUUAUGGAGAACAUUUAGUAAGCAAAGUUACCACCAACUUUGUCGAGUAGCAGAUCGUUUUUCAGUUUUGAAUCUUGUAAAUACAAUGGAUCAACGGUUGAAUCAUCUCGACUCACAAUAAUGUAAUUUAAUUCUAUUUUGGAAUUUGGAUCCUACCAUUGGCUUUUAUUUGCUGCAAACUGUUUCAUAGGAUGAGUUGAUGCCAAACUAAAUGAUUUUUUAUUUAAUUUUCCUUUAGUUUAUUUC
This is a messenger RNA of Mangifera indica (mango), 1313 nucleotides long. Its product is annotated as probable 2-oxoglutarate-dependent dioxygenase At3g50210. The record is from RefSeq and is a predicted model, not a curated record. The coding region runs from base 131 to 1117 and encodes 328 amino acids. The transcript is spliced from 12 exons. Gene Ontology annotation, molecular function: dioxygenase activity. Lineage: Eukaryota; Viridiplantae; Streptophyta; Magnoliopsida; Sapindales; Anacardiaceae.